Micromonas commoda is the source of this 1303-nucleotide messenger RNA. RefSeq lists its product with no specific name. The transcript has 3 exons. Gene Ontology annotation, cellular component: cytoplasm; nucleus; cyclin-dependent protein kinase holoenzyme complex. Gene Ontology annotation, biological process: signal transduction; regulation of G2/M transition of mitotic cell cycle; regulation of gene expression. Lineage: Eukaryota; Viridiplantae; Chlorophyta; Mamiellophyceae; Mamiellales; Mamiellaceae. The record is from RefSeq and is a predicted model, not a curated record. Gene Ontology annotation, molecular function: cyclin-dependent protein serine/threonine kinase activity; cyclin binding; ATP binding. The coding region runs from base 1 to 972 and encodes 323 amino acids.
AUGGGUCACAGCAUCAACGAGGCGUAUGAGAAGCUCGAGAAGAUUGGGCAGGGCACGUACGGGAAGGUGUACAAGGCCAGGGAGAGGACGACGGGUCGUCUGGUGGCGCUGAAGAAGACGCGCCUCGAGAUGGAGGAGGAGGGCGUGCCUUCCACGGCUCUCCGCGAGGUUUCCCUCCUGCAGAUGCUCAGCGAGAGCGCCUUCGUCGUCAGGCUGCUCAAGGUGGAGCACGUCGAGGAGGACGGCAAGGCCAUGCUCUACCUCGUCUUCGAGUACCUCGACCAGGACCUCAAGGGUUUCAUGGACCUCACCGGUCGCGGUCCGGCGAACCCCCUCAAGAAGGAAGUCGUGCAGGACUUCAUGUACCAGCUGUGCCUCGGGUGCGCGCACAUCCACCGCCACGGCGUCAUGCACCGCGACCUCAAGCCCCAGAACCUUCUCGUCGAUAAGGCUAAGAACGUGAUCAAGGUUGCGGACCUCGGCUUGGGACGCGCCUUCUCCGUCCCGGUCAAGUCGUACACGCACGAGAUCGUCACGCUGUGGUAUCGAGCGCCCGAGGUUCUCCUCGGCGGCUCUCACUACUCCACGCCGGUGGACAUCUGGUCCGUGGGUUGCAUCUUCGCCGAGCUCGCGCGCAAGCAGCCGCUCUUCCCGGGCGACUCCGAGCUCCAGCAGCUCCUCCACAUCUUCAAGCUCCUCGGAACGCCCAGCGAGGAUGUGUGGCCCGGAGUGACGCGACUGCGCGACUGGCACGAGUUUCCCCAGUGGAAGCCCCAGGACUUGAGCAAGGUGAUCCCCCAGCUGGACGCUCACGGCAUCGACCUCCUGCAGAAGAUGCUCGUGUACGACCCCGCCAAGCGCAUCCACGCCACCGAAGCGCUCGAGCACCCGUACUUUGACUCGCUCGACAAGAGCAGGUACGCCAAGAUCGAGGCGGCGUUUGAGAAGGAGAACCGCAAGGUCAACGCGUGAGUAAAAACAAAGGUUUUGGGGGCGUCGGUGUCGGGCGACGGGUGUUGACGGAGACGUCUCGUGAAACGGGGGACGCGCCCGGUGGGAGGAGGUGGGUGGGCCGUGGGACGACCUUUAGCGACGGGGGAAUACGGGGGGGGGGAGCUUUGCAAUGGGACAGGCUGGGGGGGACAUAAAUCUUUUGGUUGACUAGGACGGGGAGGGGAAGGGGCGCGCGCGCCCGGCGGGUCGCGGGGGAGGGGCGCGCGAGCCGACGCCUCCUUCAUUGUACAUUCGCGCCGUCGCACGGACGGUGGACGUGGGUUUUUUAAUAGACCAGACACACCUCACG